UUAUAUUUCAUAUGCCUAAUUGACCUAAGUUUAGUUUUGCUCUCCUCUCUUCUGCAAUUCCUCAGCCACCAUACACUUCUCCUUCCGCCGCGCCAUUCUCUUCCGGCCACCCUCUUUCCGAGCUAUUCCCUUCUCGCAACCACCAUUCUCCGACGUACUUUCUGGUUUUUGUCUUCCCGCGCUCCGUCCGGCCACACUACUUUGUUCACCGCCAUCUUUCUUAAACCCUAAACCCUCAAACCGUUAUUCAUUCAUAUUUCAAAGCUUCCAUGGAUUCAAUGGAUUUUAAGCUGAGUGAACUACUGAAAGAAGUUCAAGUAGAUUACUCUCCCCAGUUCUCUAAACUCGUAGACGACACCGUCUCUUCCAUCAAAUCUUCCAUCGACAAAAUCCCUGAAAACUAUAAGGUUAAUGCUGAUUUGGCACCGAAUUUUGUUAGGGACAUCGGUGCUGAUAAGGUGGAGUUCAAAUUUAAGAAGCCUUCGGUUUUUAAGCUUGGUGGUAGUUACUCCAUACGAAGUCUCGCAAGGCCUGAAUUAAAUGUGGACCUUAUUAUAAGGUUACCGAAGGAGUGCUUCCAUGAGAAGGAUUAUUUGAACUAUAGAUACCAUGCCAAGAGGUGUCUUUAUCUCUGCUUGCUGAAAAAGUAUUUGGAGAAAUCUCCAUCUAUUGGUAGGGUUGAAUGGUCUACCAUGCAGAACGAAGCUCGAAAGCCUUUACUGAUUGUGUAUCCGGCUGCAAAGCUUGUUGAUGUUGAUGGUUUUUCUGUGAGAAUUAUUCCAUCGGCCAUGUCUAUCUUUAGCAUACCGAAGUUAAACAUGACACGUAAUAACAUUCAUAAUUCGAACAAUGGGAGUUCUGUUCAAGCAACACCGAAGUAUAAUUCUAGUAUCUUGGAAGACGUGUUUAUAGAGGAUACAGAAUUAAUGAACAAACUUUUUCUUGGAUGGAAGGAACUAAGAGCAGCUUUAAUCCUACUGAAGGUAUGGGCUCGACAGAGAAGUUCAAUAUAUGCUCAUGAUUGCCUGAAUGGAUUUUUGAUAUCCAUCAUACUUGCACAUCUUGCUUCUAGGGAACAAAUUAAGAAUUCAAUGAAGGUCAUUGAAAUAAUUCGCAUUACUUUGAACUUCCUUGCCACUUCGGAGACUUGGAGCCGAGGUGUCUACUUUCCAAAGGAAGGCCAGGGAAAUAUUACUAAAGAGGAAAGAAUGCAACUAAAAGGGUCAUUUCCAAUUGUGAUAUGUCAUCCAUCAGGGGCAUUCAAUUUGGCUUUUCGAAUGUCUAGGAUUGGUUUUACCCAGCUUCAAGACGAGGCUGCUACGACACUUAAAUGCAUGGAAAAGUGUAGAGGUGGUGGAUUUGAGGAAGUUUUUAUGACCAAGAUUGACUAUGCUGUUAAAUAUGAUUAUUGUAUGAGAAUAAACUUUAAAGGAAACAAAGAGCUAUAUGCGUCAGGAAUUUGUUUGGAUGAUGAAUGCUGGAGAUUGUAUGAGGAGAAAAUACAUGCUAUAUUAGCUAAAGGAUUGGGUGAUAGAGCAAAAUUCAUUCGAGUUAUAUGGAGAAAUGCAGAAUGUCAAUGGCGCGUGGAUGAUGGCUUGUCAAUACUUGAUAAAGAGCCCUUGUUCAUAGGAAUUUCAGUCAGUAAUUUGGAGAAAGCAUAUAGGAUGGUUGAUAUUGGUCCAAAUGCUGAGAGUAAAGAAGAGGCUCUUGCGUUUCGAAAGUUUUGGGGAGAUAAAGCAGAGCUUAGAAGAUUUAAAGACAGUAGAAUUGCAGAAAGCACAGUAUGGGAAUGUCAGAAAUGGGAAAGGCAUCUGAUUUUGAAAAAUAUAGCUGAGCACGUCCUUAGUCUGCAUCUAUCUCUUCCCAAGGACAAUAUUAUAGUAGUUGUGGAUCAACUCGAUUUUUCUUUGGCUCAUGGUGCUGCAGACCCUAUAUCAUACUCUGGAAGUUUGCUCGAGGCAUUUGAUGUUCUAUCAAAACGCUUGCGUCUUAUUGAAAACCUCCCUUUGAAGGUGUCUAGUGUACAACCUUUAGACUCCGCAUUCAGGUUUACAUCAGUCUUCCCUCCCGAACCUCACCUACUAGCUAAUGAAAAGAUUGAAUCUUUCAGACUGAAUAAGUUUGUUCCAUCAUGCAUUCAACCACUAGAAAUAAUGGUUCAGCUGGAAGGUUCUGGGAACUGGCCAAUGGAUGAAACUGCAAUUGAAAAAAUAAAAUCUAGUUUCCUUAUUCAAAUUGGAGAAAGUCUUCAAAAGAAGUGGGGGAUGACAUGCACUGCAACUCAGGAUGAUGUGGACAUAUUAAUGUCAGGAUAUGCAUUUCGUCUUAAACUUUUGCAUGAAAGGGCCCUUAGUUUGCUCAAAGAAAUUGGGAAUGAUAAAAAAACACGGGUACAUUCUGCAGACAAGACGCUUUUGAUUCGUAGUCAACAUGCUAGCAUGAUAAAUGGACUACAAAGUCUUUACCCAAUUUAUGGACCAGUAGUUAGACUAGCAAAACGUUGGGCUGCUUCACAUCUAUUUUCUGCUUGUUUGGUAGAGGAGGCCAUUGAGCUAUUGGUUGCAUAUCUCUUUCUCAAUCCUUUGCCGUUUGAAGCUCCAUGCUCACGGAUCACUGGAUUUUUAAGAUUCCUGCAGUUGCUCUCAGACUAUGAUUGGACUUUUUCUCCCUUGGUUGUUGACAUAAAUAAUGACUUGAGCCAAAGUGAUGUAAAAGAAAUAAAUGAUAACUUUUUGCUACAAAAAAAAGGCCAGGGAGAGAAUGGGCAAAAUGUAGGGCCGGUGAUGUUCUUGGCAACAGUUUACGAUAAAGCAUCUGAGGCCUGGACUGGAUUAUCACCUAAUGCACUGGAACUUAAAAGGUUAGCUGCAUAUGCCCGAAGCAGUGCAAAUUUGCUAAGGAAACUCACAUUUCAGGAGGAGAUUGGUCCAAAUAGAUGGGAGUGCCUUUUACGGACUCCUUUAAACAAUUACGAUGCAAUCAUUAUUCUCCACAAGGACAAACUUGCGUAUCCUCAAAGGCUUCUCUUCUCAUCAGAAGUUGGUCACGGAACCCAAGUUGCUAAAGGACAUGCUAGCAAAUUCUUCCAACCCUUUUUGUUGCCUAGAGAUUUGAAGGGUAGGCCAGAGGAACUUAAAAAGAAGUUGCUGGUUGACUUCGAUCCAUCAAGGUGCUUUAUCAAAGAUUUAGAGAAAGAGUUUUCCUCCACAUUCAAGUUAUGGCAUGAUUCUCUAGGAGGUGAUGCCAUCGGUCUAACAUGGGCGAAAUCGUGUCCUUCCAAGAAGCGGAAACAAGAUGAAGUGGUUAAGGAAGGAUAUGACCCUAGGAAGGUGCUAAAAGCUGUAGGUGAAGUUGGAAAAGGGUUUGUGAGGAGUAUAUACUUUAUCAAGCCACCAAGGAUUGCUAACUAAUGCCAUUUAUGUAUAAAUGAGAAAAUUUUGUCUCUAGUCAAUUUAAUUAAUUAGAAAAGCAAUUUUGGUCAGCAUGGAGAACACAGUUGAAUGUAGGAUCGAUCUGGUAGAGCACACGAGUUUGUGUAGAUUGGUGCACAUGUAUUCUGCUCUCCCACUUUCAAAGUUUGGCAGCCCGAAUGGAAUGAAGAAAUCCAGAUUCUUAUGUAUUGUAAAGAAGCUGAUAUAGUGUAUCAUUAAUUUAUAUGUUUCACGAGUUUUUUCAA
Molecule: messenger RNA, 3676 nt
Organism: Vicia villosa (hairy vetch)
Lineage: Eukaryota; Viridiplantae; Streptophyta; Magnoliopsida; Fabales; Fabaceae
Exons: 26
Coding region: 270-3410 (1046 amino acids)
Biological process (GO): tRNA export from nucleus; rRNA processing
Cellular component (GO): CURI complex; UTP-C complex; small-subunit processome
Source: RefSeq, a predicted model, not a curated record